AAUCACCUAUCAAGUAUCCUCUCAAAUAGUCACUCAUCCAUCUACUUCCCUUUGUUUUUGCAAUCACCUUAUAAACCCAACAUGGGUGGCGUUUAAUGUUUUAAUAUAAUCCUUGAGUUUGAGCCAAGUUUUUUUUUGCAUAUUCAACUUGUGCGCUGGAAGUUAAAAGUGGAAGUGUGAGAUGGAAGAAGGAAUAUUGGUGAGAAUUGUGGAAGUUUGUAACAUUUCUCCAUCCUCACAUUCUUCAUCGGAAUCACAAAUCUCUCUUCCUCUAGCUUCCUUUGACUGGAUCUGCUUACGGGCCCCUCUGCUUCAGCGCCUACUUUUUUAUCCACAAACACAAAUACAUGAUUCCUUCACUGAUUCCAUCGUUCCCAAACUGAAGCGCUCUCUUUCUCUUACUCUCACCCACUUCCUUCCUCUAGCCGGCAGCCUCGUCUGGCCGGAGGAUUCUACCCUACCCUUCAUUCUCUAUUCCCCCAACGAUGCCGUUUCCUUCACCGUCGCCGACACUACCCAUUCCGACUUCCACCAUGUCUCCGGCCACCAUCCACGUCAGAUCAACGACUCUCUGCCCUUAAUACCCACCGUCCAAUCUUCCCAUUCUCGCGUUUCAGUUAUGGCCAUACAGCUCACUCAUUUUCCAAAUCAAGGGUUUUCCAUUGGCUUUGCCGUCCACCACGUGAUCUUUGACGGCAAAAGUUUCAACCUUUUCUUGAAAGCAUGGGCCUACAUCUCCAAACUCAUCGGAAACCAAUUGGAACUGGAAUUGGAAUUUUGUCCUUUGCCUCCGGAACUGACCCCUUCAUUUGAAAGAGGCCCCAAUGUCCUUCGAAAUCCACUUGAUUUCGUUCCCAAUCAAAGAAGCGUGAAGUGCUACACACAGGUUUUGCCUGCAUCCAACUACCUCAUUGCCACAUUUCAACUCACCCCAACACACAUACAAAAACUCAAGAAAAGGGUGUUGGAGGAAGUAGAGCAAGAAGAAGAAGAAUUGCAUUUAUCAACAUUUGUGGUGGCUUAUGCGUAUGCAUUGAUAUGUUUCAUCAAAUCGAAAGGAGGGGAGUGUAAAGAAUUUGUGCAUUUUCAACUGGCUGCAGACGCUACUGGGUUGUUGGAUCCGCCAGUUUCGAGCAACUAUUUUGGAAAUUGCCUGGCCCAUCCGGGGAUGCUGAUGGAAGCAAGGGAAUUUAGAGGAGAAAAUGGGUUUUCGAAGAUCGCCAAGAAAAUUAGCCAUUUGAUUUUGGAACUGAGAACAAAUCGCACAGUGAAGGUGUCUUCAAUAGCCGAUUGUAUUCAAUUUCAUACCAAAUACUUUUCAACAACUGAAAUUUGUUCGGUUGCAGAUUCGCCCAAAUUUGAGCUAUAUGAAACAGAUUUCGGGUGGGGAAACCCCAACAAAGUUGAGAUGGUUUCGUUGGCAAAGAACGUGAUUUCUUUGAUAGACACCAAACCAGAUGGAAUUGGAGGCCCUGGAGUUGAAAUUGGUCUCCUUUUUCCAAACCAUCGUCAAUGGGACGUUUUUGCUUCUCUCUUCGCCCAGGGUAUUAAUUAGUUCAUUUGGUUUCUUUUGCUUAUGUGCAUCAAAAUUCAAGUCUGCUAUAGAAUUUAAAUUCAUGACCUCUUAAUCACAGAUCGGUGUUGAUUAUUAUUGA
Molecule: messenger RNA, 1655 nt
Organism: Momordica charantia (bitter melon)
Lineage: Eukaryota; Viridiplantae; Streptophyta; Magnoliopsida; Cucurbitales; Cucurbitaceae
Product: phenolic glucoside malonyltransferase 1-like
Source: RefSeq, a predicted model, not a curated record